Molecule: messenger RNA, 2250 nt
Organism: Alosa alosa (allis shad)
Lineage: Eukaryota; Metazoa; Chordata; Actinopteri; Clupeiformes; Clupeidae
Product: acetylcholine receptor subunit alpha-like
Exons: 9
Coding region: 120-1505 (461 amino acids)
Biological process (GO): monoatomic ion transmembrane transport; regulation of membrane potential; nervous system process
Cellular component (GO): neuron projection; synapse; postsynaptic membrane
Molecular function (GO): acetylcholine-gated monoatomic cation-selective channel activity; transmembrane signaling receptor activity
Source: RefSeq, a predicted model, not a curated record
GGCUGCUCUGAAGCUGCGGAUGGGAAGUGUGUGGACGCAAAAGAUUUCUUGGGGCGUGCGCAGUGCCCACGUCUGAAUGAAGAAGCGCAUUUCGUGAAUGGAUACAUUUGAUCGCAGGAAUGGAUUGCUCCCGCAUGCUCUGCCAGGUCCUGUGCGCUUUUCUUUUGACAUUUGCUGGCUGCGGCCUGUGUUCUAGUGACGAGACGCGUCUGGUGAAGGAGAUAUUCACCAGCUACAACAAGGUGGUUCGGCCGGUCAGCCAUUUCAAAGACCCUGUGGUGGUUACUGUGGGGCUGCAGCUCAUUCAGCUCAUCAGUGUGGAUGAAGUGAAUCAGAUUGUCACUAGUAAUGUGCGGCUGAAGCAGCGCUGGAAGGAUGUCAAUCUACAGUGGAACCCUGAUGACUAUGGCGGCAUUAAGAAAAUACGCAUUCCCUCCACUGACAUCUGGAAACCAGACCUGGUACUCUACAACAAUGCAGACGGUGACUUCGCCAUCGUUCACGAGACUAAGGUUCUGUUGGAACACACGGGCAUGGUGACGUGGAACCCGCCAGCUAUCUUUAAGAGCUACUGUGAGAUCAUCGUCCUCUACUUCCCCUUUGACCUGCAGAACUGCAGCAUGAAGCUCGGCACCUGGACCUACGAUGGCAACCUGGUGGUCAUCAACCCGGAUAGUGACCGUCCUGACCUGAGCAACUUCAUGGAGAGUGGGGAGUGGGUGAUGAAGGACUACUGCAGCUGGAAGCACUGGGUCUACUACGCCUGUUGCCCGGAUACGCCGUACCUGGACAUCACCUACCACUUCCUGAUGCUGAGACUUCCCCUCUACUUCAUCGUCAAUGUCAUCAUCCCGUGCAUGCUGUUCAGCUUCCUCACAGGGCUGGUGUUCUACCUGCCAACAGACUCAGGUGAGAAGAUGACCCUGAGCAUCUCUGUCCUGCUGUCCCUCACCGUGUUCCUGCUGGUCAUCGUGGAGCUCAUCCCAUCCACCUCCAGCGCGGUGCCCCUCAUCGGGAAGUACAUGCUCUUCACCAUGGUCUUCGUCAUCGCCUCCAUCAUCAUCACCGUCGUCGUCAUCAACACACACCACCGAUCUCCCAGCACACACACCAUGCCCCAGUGGGUCCGCACGAUCUUCAUUGACACGAUUCCCAACCUGAUGUACUUCUCCACCAUGAAGCGUCCGUCUGAGGAACGCCGGGAGAAGCAGAUCUUCCAGAAUGACAUGGACAUCUCGGAAAUCUCCGGAAAGCCAGGGCCUGCUUUUGUCACCUUCCAAUCGCCCGUCAUCAAGAAUCCGGAUGUCCGGAGCGCCAUCGACGGCGUCAAGUACAUCGCUGAGACUAUGAGGAGUGACGAGGAGUCCAACAACGCUUCGGAGGAGUGGAAGUUUGUUGCCAUGGUGAUGGAUCACAUUCUGCUGUGUGUGUUCAUGGCUGUGUGUAUUAUCGGGACGAUUGGAGUUUUUGCUGGACGUCUGAUUGAGCUGCACAUGCAGGGUUGAAAGCUCUGGAGGCCUGAGCACAAGCCUGGGACUGAGUUACAUGUCUCACCCCCGUAUGCUCACUUAUCCUGGGACACUUGAGUGCUACAUGUAUGUGUUCUCCCCAUUCACGUGGAUGUUUGGAUUCAUAGAUGUUCUGUAUGUUGAGUACAGUGAAACACACACAAGCACAACAGAACACAACACACACACACACACACACACAGAUACAUUAUAGAGUUGAAAUCACUUACUUGAAGUCAUAAAUGCUGAAGCCACCUCCUCCACACACACCCAUACACCCUCACACCUUCACAUCCAUUCUCAGAUGCAUGAAGGUGGCUUUGCUGCAUCCUCUGAAAAGUUCCAUGGAAGCUUGGAAUUUUUACCACAGACCGCAGUCUGCUGUAGCAUCUCAAGCAUGAAUCAUCCCUGUGUCAUGACCCUGAUGGCCUGCUGUUGACCUCUGACCUCUCUCUCUAGCUCUACUGAGAUAAGGGCCCCUGAUGUUGUUUCAUGAGACUGUUUGAACUACUGUAAAGCUGUAAAGUGUUAAACACUAUUCACCUGCAUGUUUAGAAAGCAGAUUGGAGUGCUUCUGGUAGAAUCAACUUAAGAGCAUGUAAAGGCUGCAUUAUAGAGGAAAGAGAAAUGAAUGGUGGUCAGAAGUCCCCAUGUGAAUUUAAAUGGAUUUGUCCCCAAUAAAGACCAUGCAGAAAGCUGCAGCCAUCAUACUUAAAAAAAAAAAAAAAACCUCUGUGCUUUC